AGUGCAGUAUAAGAGCAUCUCUAAAAAAACUCUAAUUAUAGAGUUUUGCAAACUCUAUAUUUGAAGUUUUAAGGUGUUUUUUUUUCAAAAGCAAAACUUCAAAUUUAACUUCAAAAUUAUUUGUAAUUUACACUAUGCUCUUUAUAUUUAUCAUAAUUAAUAUAAGGGGGUGUUAGUGGGACUUAGAUUUCUAUAGAGUUUGUUGAUUUUAAAAGUUGAGAGAUUUGUUAAAUUUAGAAAGAGAUGUAGAGAAUUUUGUCUAUUGUGAAAAUCUAUGAAAAUAGAGUAAUGUAAUGAUUCUAAGAAUUCAAAGUAAACAUGUAGUAUUCUCAAAAUCUAAAUUUGUGAAACAGUGGUCCCAGAUUUUCAAGACUCAGACUAAAGGCUAUGGAGGAAGCUAGGGUUUUGGCGAUUGGCGACACUAGGGUUUCGAGUACGGCAGAUUUGGAUGAAACUAUGAUGGAUGUGGGGGAGAGAGGGAGACCGCCAGGAGAUCCGCCAGAUAAGUUAACCUCAUGGGUAGCGAAGGUGGUGGAGACGGCUGAGGGAGGGAUGCCAGUACCGGAGGUUUUGAUUGCAGAUUCUUUUGUGUCGGAGAGGGUACGGGUAGAAUUUCCGAAUGGAGAAGACGGAGAACCAUCCAUUACGAUCGAGAAUGAGGUUUUGGAAGCGAUGAAUGGAAUGUGGAAGCAGUGUAUGAUCGUUAGGGUUUUGGGAAGAAACGUCCCGAUUGUUGCCUUGAACAGGAAGUUAAGAGAGUUAUGGAAUCCAAAAGGUGCCAUGUACGUGAUGGAUUUACCUAGACAAUUCUUUAUGGUCAGAUUCGAGAAAGAGGAGGAAUAUCUAGCGGCAUUGACAGGAGGACCAUGGAGAGCGUUUGGUAGUUAUCUUAUGGUUAGGGCUUGGUCGCCAGAGUUUGACCCACUGCGGGAUGAUAUCGUAACAACACCAGUGUGGAUCAGGUUGACGAAUAUACCAGUGAACUUUUACCAUCGAUCGAUCCUUAUGGGGAUUGCCAAGGGGUUGGGCAAGCCGAUUCGAGUGGACUCGACGACGUUGAAUUUUGAAAGAGCUCGGUUUGCUAGGGUGUGCGUGGAAGUAAAUCUAGCAAAACCAUUGAAAGGAACGGUUCUCAUCAAUGGUGAGAGAUAUUUUGUAGCCUAUGAGGGGUUGUCUGAGAUAUGUCCAAGGUGUGGAAUCUAUGGACACCUGAUACAUGGUUGUCCACGAACAUUGGCGGAACGUGCGGCGAGUCCAACGACGCAAACAGUGGCAACAAGAAAGGUUGAGACAGCGAACUUGCAAGCUCCACAAUUGCAGGAGGACGGUUUCAUACUGGCGAAAGGUUCGCGAAAAGGAACACCGAGUUCAUCUCAGCAUACGACAGGUACGGCAAGGAAAUCGAAUGGGGAGAUGAAUAGGAAUAACCGUGGGAAUCCGAGCAGAAAGGAAGCUGCGACGAUUGUGCUAUCAAACAAAUAUGGAGAACUGGAUACGGGUACGAAGCUGGAUGUAGUAAGAGAGGAUGGGACUUCUGGACAGGAGAAUAAGGAGAAUCUGAAUAUGAACGUUCAAAAUAGUAAGGGGAAGGGAGCCUUGCAGGAGAAGUUAAUUAUGACUUUCGGUAGUAAGGCUAGUUUACUGCCUACAUCGCAAACAUGGACUAGAGAGAGAGGGCCUGGCAACAAGAAAACGGUGGAGUCGGCUAGGGGGAGACUCAAAAGAGUAAACAGUAGGCCGGUUAGAGGACUGGUAUUUGGUCCGACCAAGGGAGAGAUAAGUUUAUCAGAAUCUGGGAAGAGAUUGAGAGUGGAGAACAGUGAGGCCGGGAGAUCGGGUGGAGGACUCAGAGAAAGGGUAGAGGAUGGGAGAUGUAUGCCUGCGCGCCUUCAAUGCGAGAUGAAGAACUGGAAAACCCGAUGGAGAGUAUUAUCAGCGAGACAGAACAUGGCAGAGCUGAUAUACAGACGACUUCUCAGGAGGAGGAGAGGGUGGUAUCCCUUGCAUGACGGGACGCCCCGGUGA
This is a messenger RNA of Brassica napus (rape), 2025 nucleotides long. RefSeq lists its product as uncharacterized. The transcript has a single exon. The coding region runs from base 388 to 2025 and encodes 545 amino acids. NCBI's taxonomy places the organism in Eukaryota, Viridiplantae, Streptophyta, Magnoliopsida, Brassicales, Brassicaceae. The record is from RefSeq and is a predicted model, not a curated record.